This is a messenger RNA of Humulus lupulus (European hop), 1953 nucleotides long. Its product is annotated as dof zinc finger protein DOF4.6-like. Lineage: Eukaryota; Viridiplantae; Streptophyta; Magnoliopsida; Rosales; Cannabaceae. The record is from RefSeq and is a predicted model, not a curated record. Gene Ontology annotation, biological process: regulation of DNA-templated transcription. Bases 430 to 1524 code for a protein of 364 amino acids. Gene Ontology annotation, molecular function: DNA binding; DNA-binding transcription factor activity. The transcript has 2 exons.
CUUCUGUAUUUUAAUUCAAACCAAUAAAUAAGUUUUAUUAUUUUUAUUUAUUGUAAUUUUCUUGUUUGGUUUUUAGCUUCAAAAGUUUCCACUUUAUUAAUUUUUUCUUGCCAAAAGAGAUGAUGUUGUUGCUCAGCUCAACCCCCCCACUAAUAUUAUCUGAAAUUUUGUUAUUGUUGCUGUUGAUGUCUUUCAAAGAGAGAUCUUUCAUCUUGAAAGUUGAAAGUACUUCUAGUAUCACUUUUCUCUUUCUCUUUUUCUUUUAUCUUAAUUUUUUUUUUCUUCUAGCUAUCUUCUCUCUUGAUAAAUAUAUAUAUAUUAUUUUUCCAAAUCUUCUGAAUAAAGCACACCCAGAAAAAGGAGUUGAGAUUUUUGUUAUUAGUUGCUGUAGUUGUAACCCCUCAAAGUGGUAUUGGAGUGGUUAAACCCAUGGAAGGUCCAAACAACAACAACUCCAAUAGUAAUGAUAGUAAUAAGAAUAUGCUAGAGAGAAGAACAAGGCCUCAAAAGGAUCAAGCUGUGAACUGUCCAAGGUGCAAUUCAACAAACACCAAAUUCUGCUACUACAACAAUUACAGCCUCACUCAACCAAGAUACUUUUGCAAAACUUGUCGAAGGUAUUGGACUGAAGGUGGAUCUUUGAGAAAUGUUCCAGUGGGUGGAGGCUCACGGAAGAACAAGAGAUCAUCAUCAUCAUCAUCUUCUUCAACAUCAUCACCUUCUUCUUUACCAAUAUCUUUAUCAUCAAAAAAAGUUGCCCAUGAUCAUCACAAUGAUCAUCAUUUGCCAUUACCAUUUAGUUUCCCUAAUACUAGCAGUACUCAUCAACAAAACCCCAAAAUAAUCCACCAAGGCCAAGAUCUCAACCUUGCUUUCCCUCCAUCGUCCGAUCAUCACCAUCAUCAUCACCAUCAGGAUUAUCAUGAUCAUAACACGUUCUCGAGAUUUGUCCAAGUUCCGUACACUACUAGUGAUCAUGAUCCUAACAAGAUCAACCACGUGAACCAAAACCCUAUCACAGCUGCUUCAACUCCUACUACAACAACUAGUUCAGUACAACUCUCGGCUAUGGAGCUUCUGAAGACUGGUAUGGCUUCGAGGGGGUUAAUGAGCUCGUUCAUGGCCAUGCCACCAGCUAAUAAUACUACUACGAGUAGUACAAUGUUCCCAAGUAGUAGUAAUGGGUUUUCUUUGGGAGGGCAUGAGUUCAAACCUAAUAACAGUUCUUCAUCUCUUAGUUUUGAUCUGGAUCAUGGGUACGGUCAUGACCAUCAAAGCGGGUACGGGUCGGGUCUCGAACAACAACAACAUCAUCAUGUGGUGCAACAAGAAAUCAACGGUGCUAGGCUUUUGUUUCCAAACAAUGAUCAUGAUCAUGAUCAGGAUCAUGAUAUGAAGCAGGUUUCAACUACUAGUACAACAACUACUACUACGACUACUACUCAUCAUGCUAGAGGGCAAGGAGAUCAUAAUUCUAAUACUCAUGGCUAUUGGAACGGAAUGUUAGGUGGUGGAUCUUGGUAAAUAUUUACUAGAGAAAUGAUGAAAACGACAACGUUUGGCUUUCAUAUAUAUAUGAUCAAUCACUUUGGUGGUAACUACUCUACUGGUAACUGCUUGCUUUGAAUCUUCUCAUCUUGACCAUCACCAAAAAGAAAAAGAGAAAAAAAAAAAAAAACUAACAACUUAUUAGGAUACAUGGGUUCUUGUACUUUCUUUUUAUUAUUAUCAUUACCUAAAUAUCUUCGUUUGCCCUUUUGUAUUUGUUUUUAGUUCUUAAUCAAUGUGUAUGUUUUUGAAGCUUUAUUUUUAGGUCAGCUUCAAGGGUGUGGUACUAUAAGUUUCAAAUUCUAUGAUAGGCAAUAGUACUAUACUACUGCUUUUUUUUUUUUAAUUUAAUUAUUUAUUUACUAUAACAUUGCAUUCGUGUAUACCAAAUAAUUAUGUUCAUUU